Eurytemora carolleeae is the source of this 1115-nucleotide messenger RNA. Its product is annotated as histone-lysine N-methyltransferase SMYD3. Gene Ontology annotation, cellular component: nucleus. NCBI's taxonomy places the organism in Eukaryota, Metazoa, Arthropoda, Copepoda, Calanoida, Temoridae. Bases 126 to 1115 code for a protein of 329 amino acids. The record is from RefSeq and is a predicted model, not a curated record. The transcript has 16 exons.
AUGUGUUGGUCCGAAGUAAACCCUUUGUAUUUGCAAUCCAACCACAAUUCAAGGAAAAAGUUUGCGAAUACUGUCUUUCCUUUCAUGAUGAGUGGAAAGGAAUCGAACUGUGUACUAAGUGUAGAAUGGUUGGGUACUGUAGUGAAACCUGCAGAGUACAACAUCUUGACCAACACAGAGUUGAGUGUGAACUCUGUGUAUUGAGAGGAAGAGGAACAUGGCCUCAUAGGGCUUGGUUUGUAUCAAGAGCUGUUCUGAAAGUGCAGAGUGAAGGAUAUCUUGAAAAAGAGAAGAUUAACAAUAAGAGAUCUAGAACCUUCCAUGAUCUGAUGGAUCAUUAUGAUGACAUCACAAAUGACCCUAGUUUAGGCGAAUGCUGGUAUAAGGAAGUUUCGACUCUUCUUGGAUCAUUAAUGCCGGAGAAAGAGGAGUAUUUGAGAAUCUACGGUCGGUUAGCGGUCAACUCAUUUUCUCUCCGGGUAGAUAAUAAUGGAGAAGAGGAGAGUGUUGGAACAGUGUUAUACAGAGCAGCUUCAAUCUUCGAUCAUUCUUGUUCUCCGACUGCAACAACAGUGUUUAACCCAGGAGGAGUUUUAGAGAUAAAAUCCAUGGUUUCCUCCCCUAGAAUGAAUCUGAAUAGUUUUUUUAUAACAUAUUUGGAUGAUGCAGAUCCACGGCUCAAUAGACUGGCAAAGUUAUCUCGUACCUGGUACUUUCCCUGUGGAUGCUCAAAAUGUCUUGAUCAAAAUUCAGAGGGUGAAAAGCACGCUGCACUUUGCCAGGAAGAAACCUGCAAGGGUGAAGUGCAUGUAAAUAUUGAGAACUGGAGUUGGCAACCCUGUUCCACCUGCUCAGUUAACCUCAGUUCUGGUGGGAAGGAGAAGUAUAAAGAAGUUUAUCAGCUUGUCAGAGAAGUUAUUGAUGAAAAUGGAGGAGAAUGUAAUUUUACGGAUGUAGCAGAAUUCUUGGUGCGACAAAUGGAAAAAGUUUUUCAUUCUUCAGAUUUAGAAAUUAUGCAGGCUAGUAUUAGUGCAGCUCAAGGGAACUAUGUGGAUAAAAAUUGGAAGAAAUCUAUUUACUACCAGACCUUGGCAAUCAUUGGAAUACGACUUUAA